Messenger RNA from Helianthus annuus (common sunflower), 3902 nucleotides. RefSeq names its product trans-resveratrol di-O-methyltransferase. The record is from RefSeq and is a predicted model, not a curated record. The transcript is spliced from 3 exons. Lineage: Eukaryota; Viridiplantae; Streptophyta; Magnoliopsida; Asterales; Asteraceae. Gene Ontology annotation, molecular function: O-methyltransferase activity; protein dimerization activity; S-adenosylmethionine-dependent methyltransferase activity. The coding region runs from base 102 to 1181 and encodes 359 amino acids. Gene Ontology annotation, biological process: methylation.
CAAGCAUAUCUCUUCAUACUUUCUUCUAUAUAUUGACAAGGCCUGUACGCUCACUACAUGUCAAAUUGUCUAUGAGAUAUACAUAGAUCAUAAGAAAAGAGAUGGCGUUGCAAAAUUCUGAGCUAUCUAGAGAUCAGUUGCUUCAUUCUCAAGCUCACAUAUGGAAUCAUCUAUUCGGCUUUAUACACUCCAUGUCACUUAAAUGUGCAAUUCAGCUUGAAAUACCUGAUAUCAUCGAUCGCCAUGGUUCACCAAUGUUGCUUUCCGAGUUAGUCGAAGCCCUCGGCAUAAACCAGGAGAGAACUCCAUUUGUCUAUCGGCUUAUGCGCAUCCUUGUUCACUCUGGUUUCUUUGUUAAACAAAGUGUGUCAUGCAAUGAUGAGGAGGGAGAAGGCUAUUUGCUAGCUCCUCCUUCUCGGUUGCUUCUUAAGGAUGAGCCAUUAAGCGUUAGGCCCUUUUUGCUACUCGUGUUGGAUCCAAUCAUAGUAGACCCAUGGCAACACAUGAGCACGUGGUUCCAAAAUGAUGAUGUCACCCCCUUUCACACAACCCAUGGGAUGAUGUUUUGGGAUCUGGCAGGCCAAGAGCCGAAGCUUAAUCAGUUAUUCAAUGAAGCGAUGUCUAGUAGUUCAAGGCUUGAUACAAGUAUUAUUCUCAAACAUUGUGGAGGUGUUUUUGAGGGGAUAGAAUCCAUUAUCGAUGUUGGCGGUGGUACUGGGACUUUAGCCGUAGCUAUUGCCAAAGCAUUUCCCAAUAUUAGGUGCAUCAGCUUUGAUCUUCCUCAUGUAGUUAAUGGUUUGGUUGGAAGUGAAAACGUGAGUUAUGUUGGUGGAGACAUGUUUGAAGCCAUUCCUAAAGCUGGUGCAGUUUUGCUCAAGAGUAUCUUACACGAUUGGGGUGAUGAAGAAUGCAUAAAGAUACUAAAGCGAUGCAAAGAAGCGAUUCCAAGCAAAGACAAUGGAGGAAAGUUAAUCAUCAUAGACAUGGUCGUGAAGGUCAGCAAAGAAGAGAAUGAAUUACUUAAGACUCAACUGUUGUUUGAUAUGCUUAUGAUGAGUUUAGUGACCGGGAGAGAGAGGAGCGAAAAAGAUUGGGCAAAGCUUUUCCUUGACACAGGCUACACAGAUUACAAAAUAACACCGAUAUUUGGGUUUACAUAUGUUAUCGAAGUUUAUCCCUAAGUAAGUUUAAUUUCUUCUUCGCAUGUUCUUGAUAAUCUGUGGUUCCUUAUCAACUUCGUUGUUCUUCAUCGUGCUUAGUAGUAUUAAAUUGUCGACAAUAAUUGAGGGUAUGUGAUUUAUGCUUGUGCACAAGGCCUCAAAAUUUUAAAUAAAUAUGAAAGAGCUUGGUGGCCGGUUUAGAGUUUCUUGUCAAUGUCAUUUGGUAAUGAAUUUUCUUUCCAAACAUUUAGAUAGCUUUAUUUCUUGAUUUAAUGACAAAUUUCCAAACGGUAUGAUAAUUGACAAUGUUAGGCUACACGGUAUGGGGUCGGCCCCGGCCCGUCGCGGGUCGGUGACGGUCCAAACACCGUGCCGCCCCCAUCCGUCCCCGUCCUCUCCGUCCCAUUCUAGCCGUUUGCGACGUACCGAGAUGGUGGGCCCCCUUGUGAUUAUGACCGCUAAAAAUAAAAAAAAUAAAAAAAGAAAAUUUUUAAAAUUUGAAUAAUUACAAACGGCUAUAUUAAUAAAAUAUAUAAAUAUUACUUCCAUUUUCACUAUCAAACACCAAAUUAACCUCAACAAUUCACCUCUUUCUCAUAUAAUUUUUACACUCCUUCCACUAUUCUCUCAACCUUCUUCCACAUAAUUUUCAUGGAUCCGUUCAACAACCCGGAGAACCCGAACACUUCGAACAACCCGAAUACUCCCAACAAUCCGACCAAACCAAAUGUUUUUUCGGUUCCGGGAUAUUAUCCAACGCUAGAACCGAACCAAUUCUCCCAAUAUUCAUCGAACGCGUUUGCUUCAUUCCAACAAUCGCCAAACCAAUUCACUCAAAUCUCCCAAAAUCAAGCUCUUCAACAAAUGAUGAUGCGGGGUGCUUGGAACUUCCCACCCGUUCAACCUCAACCGAUCCCCACACAUCCCGUUCAACGUCAACCGAUCCCCACACCCCCCCCGUUCAACCUCAACCGAUCUCGACCCAAUCCGAACCCGAAGACGAUGUGGAGAUUGUGCCUGAAACCCAACCGCCUAAAGGGAAAGGAAAACGAAACAAAGGCAAACAAGUAGUGGGUGAUCAAACGUCGAAACCGAAGGCGAUUAAGUGGACCCCAAUCGAAGAAGAAGCCUUAGCCAAGGCUUUCAUUGGCACUUCCGACAACCCGGUAAAAGGUAAUAACCAACCGGGUGACGGGUUUUGGUCCAAGGUAUUGGCCAAGUUUCUCGCCAUGAUGGACCAAGGCCCGUAUAGAGAUAUCGACUUGGUUUCCUCGAAGUGGCGAAAAUUGAACUCGGCCAUUAAUCGGUUUUGCGAGGAGUAUAACAAAUUAUAUACAAGUGACCGUCGUAGCGGGUGGAACGACGAGGAUGUGUUCAAAAUGGCAUUGGAAAAGUAUAAGCAAAAUAAUCAUGGUUCCAACUUUCCUCACGUUCGCGCGUGGAUGGUUGUAAAAGACGACCCAAAAUGGGCGCCCAUUCCUAACGAGGUGGCGAUGGCGAAACGUCAAAAAACAUCGGAAACGGGUAGUUUAAGCGCCGGUGGAUCGGACGCGAGGUGUCACAUUAACUUAAAUGAUGACGCCGACUAUGAGGAAGACGAGUAUAACGUACGUGAACCCGAGCGUCCACCGGGCCGAGACAAAACAAAGAAGGAGCGGGCCAAGGGAAAAGAAAAGGAAAAGGUGGACCCGAACAUGGUUGAGUUUAUGGAACACCUAAAAGUGUACAACGACAUCUCGGCCCAAAAGACGAAGACGAAGGAGCGGGCCAUAGAAGAAAAAAGUCGUGCAUCGGACGAAAAGUUAAAAGAGAAGGUCCGAUUGUCGAAUGAGAAAAUCCGAAUCUCCGAUGAAAAAAUUCGGCUUAAGGAACGGGAAAUAAUGAUGAUGAAUGUCGAGGACGAACCCGAGCCGAAACGUUCGAUGUUGAAAAAAUUACAACACGACAUCAUGAGAAAACAUCAAAUUAUUUAACUUUAUGUUUAUUAUUAAGUCUUUUUUUUAAGUUGAUGUAUUUUUUUUUAAUAUUUAUGUAAUGUGGAUUUAAUAUUAAUGAAAAUAUUUUAUUAGUAUAUUUGUUAAAUGUUAAAAAAAAAUAGAAUACUAAAAAAAUUAAAAAAAACAUAAAAAGUGGUGGAGGACUAUGACUAGGAUCAUCCUACCAUGCCUUCUAGUUUUGGAGGAUAGACCAUCUUAGAGAGGAAUGUAACAUGGCGCCUACGUGGCGGAUCAUCCUCCAAAGAUGGUCCAUCACGAUACCAUGUAGUCUUAUUAAAAAAUCAGAUAGCUUUAUUUCUUGAUUUAAUACUUGAGGCAGUACUAUAUCUCACCAGUGAGCGUCGGACUCUAAAUAUUAUUUUUCCAAGUUGGGUCAUAAUAAAAAAAUAAGAUCAAAUCUAAAAUACAGAAAUUUGUCAAUACGUAUCGCAUUUCCUUGGUGAGAGUGUAUUUCUUUUAUUGAUCUUUUUCCUUGGUUAACAAUAACAAUAACAAUAAUAAUAAUAAUAAUAAUAAUAAUAAUAAUAAUAAUAACAAUAAUUGUUGUUAGUGAUAAGACCAUGCGCAGUGGUUUGAUAAAUAAUGCCUUCACCUUUGGGCGUUUUCUGUCAUGUGACAGUCCAGUUAGCAAAGGGGUAUUAUUGGACGUUUUUACAAAAGGGGCGUAGUGGAAUAAUGUCCAAUAACGUCUCAUCCAAUCAUUACACAAUUAUUAUUUUUUUUAAAUUAAAAACUUAAAAUACUU